This is a messenger RNA of Kluyveromyces marxianus DMKU3-1042, 2040 nucleotides long. It is a transcript of the gene KAR2, whose product is annotated as Hsp70 family ATPase KAR2. Lineage: Eukaryota; Fungi; Ascomycota; Saccharomycetes; Saccharomycetales; Saccharomycetaceae. The transcript has a single exon. The record is from RefSeq and is a predicted model, not a curated record. The coding region runs from base 1 to 2040 and encodes 679 amino acids. Gene Ontology annotation, cellular component: membrane; endoplasmic reticulum chaperone complex; endoplasmic reticulum lumen. Gene Ontology annotation, biological process: endoplasmic reticulum unfolded protein response; protein refolding; cellular response to unfolded protein. Gene Ontology annotation, molecular function: ATP-dependent protein folding chaperone; ATP binding; ATP hydrolysis activity.
AUGUUUGCUGGUAGAAAAAGUUCAGUGGGAUGGCUGAUGUCGUCGGUAGCUGCGUUUUACGUGCUUUUGGCGGUUAUCAUGCCAAUUGCGCUCAAUGGGUCUCAGUCGUCACGUGUUGUUGUGCGUGCCGCUGAAGACCACGAGGACUACGGGACAGUGAUCGGUAUCGACUUGGGUACCACUUACUCGUGUGUUGCUGUGAUGAAGAACGGGAAGACGGAGAUCCUAGCCAACGAGCAGGGUAACAGAAUUACCCCAUCGUACGUGGCCUUCACGGACGAAGAAAGAUUGAUUGGUGAUGCCGCCAAGAACCAGGCCGCCUCCAACACCAACAACACCAUCUUCGAUAUCAAGAGAUUGAUCGGGCUACAGUACAACGACCCAACAGUGCAAAGGGACAUCAAGCACUUGCCAUACAAGGUGGUCAACAAGGGCAACAAGCCCAUUGUCGAGGUCACCGUCAAGGGCGAGAAGAAGCAGUUCACUCCAGAAGAAAUCUCCGGUAUGAUUUUGGGUAAGAUGAAGCAGAUUGCCGAAGAGUAUUUGGGCAAGAAGGUUACCCAUGCAGUCGUUACCGUGCCAGCAUACUUCAACGAUGCGCAAAGACAAGCAACUAAGGACGCCGGUGCCAUUGCUGGUUUGAACAUUUUGAGAAUCGUUAACGAACCUACCGCCGCUGCUAUCGCCUACGGCUUGGACAAGACCGAAAACGAACACCAAAUCAUCGUGUAUGACUUGGGUGGUGGUACCUUCGAUGUCUCUUUGUUGUCUAUCGAAAACGGUGUCUUUGAAGUGCAAGCCACUGCCGGUGACACUCACUUGGGUGGUGAAGAUUUCGACUACAAACUUGUUCGCCACUUUGCUCAAUUGUUCCAAAAGAAGCACAAUAUCGACGUUACCAAGAAUGACAAAGCCAUGGCCAAGUUGAAGAGAGAAGCAGAAAAGGCUAAGCGUUCAUUGUCCAGUCAAACCUCCACCCGUGUCGAAAUUGACUCCUUUGUUGAUGGUAUCGACUUCUCUGAAACUUUGACUAGAGCUAAAUUCGAGGAAUUGAACUUGGCCUUGUUCAAGAAGACCUUGAAGCCUGUCGAAAAAGUCUUGAAGGAUGCCGGCUUGCAAAAGGAAGACAUUGAUGACAUUGUCUUGGUUGGUGGUUCCACCAGAAUUCCAAAGGUCCAAAGCCUAUUGGAAAAGUUCUUUAACGGUAAGAAGGCUUCCAAGGGUAUUAACCCUGAUGAAGCUGUUGCAUACGGUGCCGCCGUCCAAGCUGGUGUUCUUUCUGGUGAAGAAGGUGUCGAAGACAUUGUCUUGUUGGAUGUUAACGCUUUGACCUUGGGUAUUGAAACCACUGGUGGUGUUAUGACCCCAUUGAUCAAGAGAAACACCGCCAUCCCAACCAAGAAGUCCCAAAUCUUCUCCACUGCCGUAGACAACCAAAAGGCUGUCAGAAUUCAAGUCUAUGAAGGUGAAAGAGCUAUGGUUAAGGACAACAACUUGUUGGGUACCUUCGACUUGACCGACAUUAGACCAGCUCCAAGAGGUGUGCCUCAAAUCGAGGUCACUUUCGCUUUGGAUGCCAAUGGUAUCUUGACCGUUUCUGCCACUGAUAAAGACAGUGGUAAGUCUGAGUCUAUCACCAUUGCAAACGACAAGGGCAGACUUUCCGAAGAAGAUAUUGAAAGAAUGGUUGAAGAAGCUGAAAAAUACGCUGCUGAAGACGCUAAGUUCAAGGCAAAGAGUGAAGCUCGUAACACUUUCGAAAACUUUGUUCACUACGUCAAGAACUCUGUUAACGGUGAAUUGGCUGAAGUCAUGGAUGAAGAUGACAAGGAAACUGUGAUGGACAACGUUAACGAAUCCAUUGAAUGGUUGGAAGAUAACACCGACGUUGCUGAAGCUGAAGAUUUCCAAGAAAAGAUGGCUUCAUUCAAGGAAGCUGUCGAACCAAUCUUGGCUAAGGCUGCUGCUUCUCAAGGCUCUACUUCUGGCGAAGGAUUCGAAGAAGAAGAAGACGAUGACUACUUCGAUGAUGAAUUGUAA